Molecule: messenger RNA, 1662 nt
Organism: Tachysurus fulvidraco (yellow catfish)
Lineage: Eukaryota; Metazoa; Chordata; Actinopteri; Siluriformes; Bagridae
Product: CCN family member 2-like
Exons: 6
Coding region: 253-1281 (342 amino acids)
Biological process (GO): cell adhesion; signal transduction
Cellular component (GO): extracellular region; extracellular matrix
Molecular function (GO): heparin binding; integrin binding
Source: RefSeq, a predicted model, not a curated record
GACAAAAAGCCACGAAGCUCAAGCUCAUGCCGAAGCAAAGACGAUACACAGCUUUGAAGCCCACAAACGUGUCGCACUGAAAAGCUCCUGCGGUGCCGUUGUUCGUGGCGUCUUCACAAAAUCCAGGGAUCUUUACAAAGACACGAGGGUAUAAACGAGAGGCCUGGAGGCGAGAUGUUUGCUAACACGGACACAGACGCUUAAUAGAAUUCAGGACAUCUCGUAGCAGAGGAGAAACAUUCCGGCUGCAGGAUGAAGAGGGAAACCCGAGGAGCGUUUUUCACCGUCUCUGUCCUCCUCUCCGUCCUCACACGGGUCACGUGUCAGCUGUGUUCAGGUCCAUGCCAGUGUCCGUUUCUCACCCCGAAUUGCCCCCGCGGGGUUCCUCUGGUCCUGGACGGGUGUCACUGCUGUCAGAUCUGUGCACGACAAGAAGGUGAACUCUGCUCUGAAACUGAGGUGUGUGAAGCUCAGCGCGGUUUGGAGUGUGACUACAGUGCCAGUUUCCCACACGGACCCGGAGAGUGUGUCCGGCGAAGCGCGCUCGGCUGUGUGUACUUGGGCAAGAGGUACGAGGAGGGUCAGUCGUUCAAGCCCUCGUGCACACAGCUGUGUAACUGUGUGGGUGGGGGCAUCACGUGUGUCCCUCUGUGUACUGAGGAUCUGAACACCCCGAACUGCCACCACCCGAGACUGGUGAAGGUGCCUGGGCGCUGCUGCAGAGAGUGGGUGUGUGACGGCACAGAAAACAGCAAUGUGCUGGAAAACACUGCAGGCGAGCGAGCGGUUAGGUCCUGGCAGGACACGUCUGCGCCUAGCGGAGCCUCCAGGGCCAACUGCAUCGAACAGAGCACUGAGUGGAGUGUGUGUUCACGCAGCUGUGGUCCAGGUGUGUCCACACGAGUCUCAAACAGAAACUCGGCCUGUCAACCAGAAACCCUCACACGCCUGUGUGUGGUCAGACCCUGUCCCCCUGGCCUGACCUCCAGAGCCUCAGGGUUCCAGAAGCCGGGUGUGUGUGAGAGCAGUUACCGCUCGGUCGUACCAAUCCGCUUCCAGCAUCACGGCUGCUACAGCGCUCUGUCCUACAGGCCGCUGUUCUGUGGAACAUGUUCUGAUGGACACUUCUGCAGCCCUGAGCACACCAGGACCGCACUCGUCACCUUCCGCUGCACGCAACGACGCACCGCUCAACACGCCGUCAUGGUGAUCAAGUCGUGCGUCUGCCGUCAUAGCUGCCCUCAUUCAAACAGCUCCAGAGGAACAAAAUCCUGGCUGUAGACCAGUUUUUAUUAAAAUGAUCUAAAGUGUGUGUAAACAUGCAUUAUGUACAUCAGCAAAACUUUAAGAAUCAUGUGUAUUCUGGGACCAGAUGUGGUUUUAAAGUUAUUUCAUGAAUCACACGAGUACUUAUUCUUAUUUCUUGUAUAGCAGCUGUAAACAGUCGCUCCCUCCACAGCCUCUCUUUCUUUUCUUUUUUUUUAGUUAAAAACUGUCCUGCUGAUGUCAGAGAAAUUCAACAGCUAUCAGCUUUACCUCUCUCUGACUAGUAAAGAAAAUGUAAAAGUACUAACUGUUUUAAUUUGCACUCGUCAGCGCCCCCUGUGUCCGGUUUGAGAAGUGCUGCUUUAAAAGCUUGAAUGAAUAAAGUUAUCACCCAUA